UAGACACUCAAAAAGAAACGUCAUUUCAUUCACCUCCAGAUCAAAGAUGGAUCUGCAAAUCUCAGUUUUUCUUCUGUUCAUUCUUUUCACUGCAGGACACUCUCUCAUCUGUUAUAAUUGCACAAGUCUGAACGGUACAAGUCUGAACGGUACUUGUACAAAUCAAACGGUACAAACAUGCUCCAAUGGAUCUCAGUGUGAGAGUUCUACAGAAGUGUCACAAUAUGGUAAUAUUACUAAGUUUAGACGUUGUGCUGAUGACUGUAAAAAUGGGUCCAAGAACACAGGGGUUUUAAAGAUGACUUCCUACUGCUGUAACACAGACCGGUGUAACGAACACGAUUCUCCAGAUCCCUCUAAUGUCACCAAUGGAAAGACAUGUUUCUCUUGUGAUGGGCAGAACUGCACAACAAAAUUGAACUGUUCAGGGAGUGAUGACUACUGCUUCACACAAACAGAGGCUUCCGGAAACCAGUCAGUUGUUUUAAAAGGCUGUGUCUCUAAAUAUUUUUGUGAUUUCUCAACAUCGGUUAGUAAUGAUACGGUCAUCGGAUGUUGCGAGGGAAACCUGUGUAACGGUGCUGCCAAUACAAGCGUCACCCUGAACUCCACAUAUAAUGGUAAUAACAGCGUCACCCUGAACUCCACGUAUAACGGUAAUAACAGUGUCACCCUGAACUCCACGUAUAACGGUAAUAACAGUGUCACCCUGAACACCAUGUAUAACGGUAAUAACAGUGUCACCCUGAACUCCACGUAUAACGGUAAUAACAGUGUCACCCUGAACUCCACGUAUAACGGUAAUAACACUGUCACCCAGAACAUCACACAUAACGUUAAUAACACUAUCACCCUGAACUCCACGUAUAACGGUAAUAACAGUGUCACCCUGAACACCAUGUAUAACGGUGCUCAGAGUGUCACCCAGAGCUUCCUGUUCCUCUGCUGUUCUCUGUUCUCCUACUUCCUGCUGCACUGAAUGCAGCAGCUCUUCAAAUUCUACGUUGUUACACGCUGUACAGAAUAUAUAACUUGUAUUUUUUCUGUGCUAUAUUUGGUGUUCUGAUGUGACAUAUGAAAUAAAAAACAGAGGUUGGGCAAAAUAAUGUGAACACCUAUUAUUAUAGGGGUUAAUAUCAUUUGUGUUGUCUACAGUGAAAAACAAACAUUGCAAUUAUCUUUUUUUUUAAAUUCUCUAGUUUGUAUAUGAGUGCCAUAUAAGUGGUUUUCAGUAGUGUUUAGUACAAGCCAUGUGUGAAAUGGAUGACUUGUCAAAUGUCCAAAAAGGCCAAAUAAUCAGAGCCUGUUUAACAAGAAAAUCUGUAACAUUAAAGGGUUAGUUCACACAAAAAAAUUCUGUCAUUAAUUACUCACCCUCAUGUCGUUCAAAACCUGUGUGAGUUUCUUUCUUUGUUUGAACACAAAAGAAAAUAUUGUAAAGAAUGUUGGUAACCAGACAGUUGACGGUAGCCAUUGAAUAUUUUUUUUCCUACUAUGGAAGUCAGUGGUUAAUCCUGAACUUUGUAAAACAAUUACCUUUAUAUAAAAUGUUUCAAGCCUUCAAAAAUGUUUUAUGUCUUUGUUUUCCUUCUGUUAACUUUUUCUUUAACAAUUUAGCAUUUAUAUGUGGCCACAAUACAGAGUUUUAAAAGCCUU
Megalobrama amblycephala (Wuchang bream) is the source of this 1656-nucleotide messenger RNA. RefSeq lists its product as uncharacterized. Bases 47 to 979 code for a protein of 310 amino acids. Lineage: Eukaryota; Metazoa; Chordata; Actinopteri; Cypriniformes; Xenocyprididae. The transcript is spliced from 5 exons. The record is from RefSeq and is a predicted model, not a curated record.